CCGCGGCUGUCUGCGGGGUCUGGUGCCGGGGGCAGAGUCUCUGCUGCCUCAGCCGCCGCCUCAGCCGCCUCAGCCUCGCCCUCCGCCCUCGCUCUCCCUCCGCGCCGUCCGACCCCGUAGCCCCGCGCGCCCCCAGCCCUUCAAGCCAGAUGAUGAACUUCCUGCGGCGCCGGCUGUCGGACAGCAGCUUCAUCGCCAACCUGCCCAACGGCUACAUGACCGACCUGCAGCGGCCCGAGCCCCAGCAGCCGCCGCCGCCCCCCGGCCCGGGCGCGGCCUCGGCCUCGGCUGCGCCCCCGACCGCUUCGCCGGGCCCGGAGCGAAGGCCGCCGCCCGUCUCGGCGCCCGUGCCGCAGCCCGCGCCGACGCCGUCGGUGGGCAGCAGCUUCUUCAGCUCGCUGUCCCAAGCUGUGAAGCAGACGGCCGCCUCGGCUGGCCUGGUGGACGCGCCCGCGCCCGCGCCCGCCGCCGCGAGGAAGGCCAAGGUGCUGCUGGUGGUCGACGAGCCGCACGCCGACUGGGCCAAGUGCUUUCGGGGCAAAAAAGUCCUUGGAGAUUAUGAUAUCAAGGUGGAACAGGCAGAAUUUUCAGAGCUUAACCUGGUGGCCCAUGCAGAUGGCACCUAUGCUGUGGAUAUGCAGGUUCUCCGGAAUGGCACAAAGGUUGUCCGGUCCUUCCGGCCAGACUUCGUGCUCAUCCGGCAGCAUGCAUUUGGCAUGGCGGAGAAUGAGGACUUCCGCCACCUGAUCAUUGGCAUGCAGUAUGCAGGCCUCCCCAGCAUCAACUCACUGGAAUCCAUAUACAACUUCUGUGACAAGCCAUGGGUGUUUGCCCAGCUGGUCACCAUCUACAAGACACUGGGAGGAGAAAAGUUCCCUCUCAUUGAGCAGACAUACUACCCCAACCACAAAGAGAUGCUGACACUGCCCACGUUCCCUGUGGUGGUGAAGAUUGGCCACGCUCACUCAGGCAUGGGCAAGGUCAAAGUGGAAAACCACUACGACUUCCAGGACAUUGCCAGUGUGGUGGCUCUUACCCAGACCUAUGCCACUGCAGAGCCUUUCAUUGACUCCAAGUAUGACAUCCGGGUCCAGAAGAUCGGCAACAACUACAAGGCUUACAUGAGGACAUCGAUCUCAGGGAACUGGAAGACGAACACUGGCUCUGCAAUGCUGGAGCAGAUCGCCAUGUCAGACAGGUACAAACUGUGGGUGGACACCUGCUCUGAGAUGUUUGGCGGCCUGGACAUCUGUGCCGUCAAAGCUGUACAUGGCAAAGAUGGGAAAGACUACAUUUUUGAGGUCAUGGACUGUAGCAUGCCACUGAUUGGGGAACAUCAGGUGGAGGACAGGCAACUCAUCACCGAACUAGUCAUCAGCAAGAUGAACCAGCUACUGUCCAGGACUCCUGCCCUGUCUCCUCAGAGACCCCUAACAACCCAGCAGCCACAGAGCGGAACACUUAAGGAUCCGGACUCAAGCAAGACCCCACCUCAGCGGCCACCCCCUCAAGGGGGCCCUGGGCAACCCCAAGGAAUGCAGCCCCCAGGCAAGGUGCUGCCUCCACGCCGGCUCCCCCCUGGACCAUCACUGCCACCUUCCUCCUCUUCCUCCUCCUCUUCCUUCUCCUCGGCUCCUCAGCGGCCGGGCGGCCCCACCACCCACGGAGAUGCACCCUCCAGCAGCAGCUCCCUGGCAGAGGCCCAGCCACCCCUGGCUGCUACACCACAGAAGCCCCAGCCUCACCCACAGCUCAACAAGUCGCAGUCCCUGACAAAUGCCUUCAGCUUCUCUGAGUCCUCCUUCUUCCGGUCUUCAGCCAAUGAGGAUGAAGCCAAAGCGGAGACCAUCCGGAGCUUGAGGAAGUCCUUUGCCAGCCUCUUUUCAGAUUAGCUCUUCAGACACACGGGGAACCCCCGGCCCAACCGGGAAAGGCAUCUAAGACAUUCACCAACAACAGUCAGCCAGCUUGGUGGUGAUGUCCCAUGACCUUGAUGUGUGUGGUCCCUUCCUCUGCUCUGGUGUGCUAAGUGAUGUUGUGCAGCCCAGAAAGGACCAUGUGACAGUCUCAGGGCAGGUGCCUACCCAGCAAGGGGUACCUGGCAUCAGAGAGGAAAGAGCUGCUUCCCUGUAGUCAUGAGAGCUUCCUUCUGAAGUCAUCGUUUGCUAUAAGUUUAGUGGCCUUAUUGUGACAGUGCCAUCAUGUCUUAUUCUUCCCUGUGAAACUAGGAUUAAUCGUGAACUCCUGACAGCUUAACGUAGCUCAGUUGCAGUGCUAAGCAUGCCCUGCCCCCAUUCAGUGAUACCUGUUUGGGAAGUGUAUACUUCCCCAAAAGUACUCUUGGCCCUAAGUUUUGGGAACUUUCCCCAUCCUGGAUCCCUUGUCAUACCUGUGUUACUAUGUAAAGCACACCCACCCAACUUAAAAGAUCUUAGGCUGCUGUGGUGGUGAAGCACCUUGAGUCUGCUGAUAUUCGGGAGAACAAGGAUCUGCAGUUUUCCCUUUUCUUCCCUCUGAAGAGUGGUUCUUAUGUGCAAUCUGCAGUAACCUUGAACUCCAGAGCUGCACUAUAGAGGAGAAUGCAUGCCACUAUGACAGCAGUAUGCCAAGCUUUGUGUUCAUCUCCUAAUAAAUGUUAAGACCUUUGGUGUAAUAAAA
This is a messenger RNA of Rhinopithecus roxellana (golden snub-nosed monkey), 2658 nucleotides long. RefSeq names its product synapsin II (gene SYN2). Gene Ontology annotation, biological process: neurotransmitter secretion. Gene Ontology annotation, molecular function: ATP binding. The transcript has 13 exons. Bases 150 to 1892 code for a protein of 580 amino acids. NCBI's taxonomy places the organism in Eukaryota, Metazoa, Chordata, Mammalia, Primates, Cercopithecidae. Gene Ontology annotation, cellular component: synaptic vesicle; synaptic vesicle membrane. The record is from RefSeq and is a predicted model, not a curated record.